Molecule: messenger RNA, 1581 nt
Organism: Beauveria bassiana ARSEF 2860
Lineage: Eukaryota; Fungi; Ascomycota; Sordariomycetes; Hypocreales; Cordycipitaceae
Product: major facilitator superfamily transporter
Exons: 2
Coding region: 1-1581 (526 amino acids)
Biological process (GO): transmembrane transport
Cellular component (GO): membrane
Molecular function (GO): transmembrane transporter activity
Source: RefSeq, a predicted model, not a curated record
AUGGCAGACAAGGAAGGCCUUGUCCUCCCCGUGUCGGAGCGCGACACGCACAAUGCUCUCAGCGACAACUCGACUGCGGUCAAGGAACCUUCAAUUGCCGAGUCGGUCUGGAUAUCAUCUUCCAUGUCCAAGACCAGGGAGAUGCUCUUUGUUGGAAUUGUCUGUAUGGCUCAAUUCUGUACUCAGGCUGCCUACAUGGGGACCUUGGUCCUCUUGCGAAAAAUCGGCCGUAGCUUUGGCGUUGCAGACCCUGCCCAGCUGGCGUGGCUCGUUGCCGGCUACUCCCUGACAGUCGGCACUUUCAUCCUCAUCUCUGGCCGACUCGGCGACAUUUUUGGCUACAAAACCAUGCUCAUUGUCGGCUUCGCCUGGUUCUCGCUCUGGUCGCUCGUAUCCGGCCUGAGCGUCUACUCCGACUUUACCCUCGCCGUCUUCUCGCGCGUCCUGCAAGGCAUAGGCCCCGCGCUGUGCCUGCCCAACGCCCUGGCCAUUCUGGGCUCGGCGUAUCCGCCGGGGAGCCACCGCAAAGCAAUGGUGUUUGCGUGUUUUGGCGCGGUGGCCCCGAUUGGGGGCGUGUGCGGCGGCGUCUUUGGGUCCUUGCUGGCCAUGGCCUGGUGGCCGUGGGCGCUCUGGGCCAUGGCCGUCUGGCUCGCCGUGUUGGCCGUGGCGGCAUACUUGAUUAUCCCGAAGCCGCCUCAGCGAAAGGAGGAGCCUCGCUCAGUGCGCGCGUGGAUUGUGGCUCUGGAUGCGCCUGCGGCUGUCGUGGGCGUUACGGCUCUGAUUCUCUUCAACUUUGCCUGGACGCAGGCACCCAUCAGCGGCUGGCGUACCCCAACAGUUAUUGUGCCGCUUAUACUUGGCUUACUGCUCUUUGCGGGGUUUGCAUACAUGGAGCUCAAGAUGAGCGAGCAUCCUCUUUUGCCGUUUGAUGCGUUCAAGCCUGACAUUUGCUUUGUUCUCGCUGCACUCGUCUGCGGUUGGGCCACCUUUGGUAUCUGGACUCUGUACCUGGUCCAAAUUCUGGAAGAUGUUCGUGGUCUAUCGCCAGUCCUUACAUCAGUGUACUUUGCGCCCGUUAUUAUUGCCGGCGCAGUCGCUGCUUUCAUCACGGGCAAACUCUUGGGCCCGCUGCAGGUCCGCCCGGCAUUGGUCAUGAUGAUGGCGUUGACAGCAUUUACCAUUGGCAUCAUAUUGACCUCAUUCGCCCCUGUUCAUCAGAUAUAUUGGGGCCAGAUUUUUGUUUCCAUGCUUGUAAUGCCCUUUGGCAUGGACAUGAGCUUCCCCGCAGCGACAUUGACACUGUCUAAUGCAGUGGCGAAACAACACCAAGGCAUCGGGGCUAGUCUGGUCAAUACUGUUGUCAACUACGGCAUCGCACUAGGCGUCGGUAUUGCUGGAACCGUCGAAGUCAACGUACGAGGGCCGUCCGACUCAUCCGACGAUCGCUUCAACGGGUUUCGCUCAGGCUUGUAUACAGGGAUUGGUUUAGCUGGAGUGGGCAUGGCAACAUGUGUUGUAUUCUUGUUUAAACGGCACAAUGUGCACCAAGAUGCACAAGCUGUCAACCUUUGUAGUCACUAG